AUGGCCAGCACAUUUACAGUCCUCUACUUUGCAUCUGCACAUACAUAUACCGGCAAAUCCGAAGAUGCCGUCCCAGGUCCAAUGACCGUCUCAAAGCUCUUCCCCUACCUUGAAGAAAAGUACCCGGGAUUUAGGAAGAAGGUUCUCGGUAGCUGUGCUCUGUCCGUUAACCUUGACUAUGUGGAUUUGGCCGAAGAUUCAGAGAGGGAAAUUCAAAAUGGGGAUGAAGUCGGAAUCAUUCCGCCUGUCAGCUCGGGGUAG
Orbilia oligospora ATCC 24927 is the source of this 261-nucleotide messenger RNA. RefSeq lists its product as uncharacterized. Gene Ontology annotation, cellular component: cytosol. The transcript has a single exon. The coding region runs from base 1 to 261 and encodes 86 amino acids. The record is from RefSeq and is a predicted model, not a curated record. Gene Ontology annotation, biological process: Mo-molybdopterin cofactor biosynthetic process. NCBI's taxonomy places the organism in Eukaryota, Fungi, Ascomycota, Orbiliomycetes, Orbiliales, Orbiliaceae.